Molecule: messenger RNA, 1300 nt
Organism: Linum tenue
Lineage: Eukaryota; Viridiplantae; Streptophyta; Magnoliopsida; Malpighiales; Linaceae
Source: the annotation of a GenBank genome assembly
CUUGCAACCUCCCCGGCAUAUGACACCCUCUGUUUUUGUCGGCAAAUUAUAAAUAAAAAUAUCCCUCUCCAGUCCAGUCCUCCCCUCACCGCCUAUAAUUGUCCCUCUGAAUUAUAUUCAACUUCCUCUUGUACUUCCGUUUGAAUCAGUCCGCGAAGAUGAUAAAGAGCAAAAGGCCCAGUAAUGGGUACGGUAAAGUAAAGCACGAGCCUAUUAUUAGCUCGACGGCGAAGGAAGACGAGGCCAACGUAGAGUGGGAGAUGAGACCAGGCGGGAUGUUGGUCCAGAAGCGGACGGAGAAGAACGAAGCUCCGGCACCCAAUUUACGGGUUCGCAUUGCUUACGGUGCCCUCCGCUACGAGAUCUCCGUCAACUCUCAGGCCACUUUUGGGGACCUGAAGAAGCUGGUGACGGCGGAGACGGGGCUAGAGCCAGGGGAGCAGCGGGUUGCGUUCAGAGGGAAGGAGAGGCAAAACGGUGAGUAUCUAGACAUUUGCGGCGUCAGAGACCGGUCGAAAGUGGUGGUGACGGAGGACCCGGCCAGCAUCGAGCGCCGGUACAUCCAGAUGCGCAAAUCCGCCGCCGUCCACAAAUCGCUCCGCGCCAUCUCCGGCAUUUCAAUGGAGAUCGACAAGCUCGCUGACCAAGUCGGCGCGAUGGAGAUAUCGAUAUCGAGCGGGAGCAGAGUGCCGGAAGUUCAGAUCACGACGCUGAUUGAGGUGCUGAUGAGGCAGGCGGUUAAGCUGGACGCCAUGGCUGCAGAAGGGGAGGCUUCUUCCCAGAAAAUCAUUCAGAGCAAGCGAGUGCAGAAAUGCGUGGAGGCGCUGGACAUGGUGAAGAUGUCGAAUGGGAAGGUGGAGAAGCCGCCGGCGCUGGCGCCGGUGGUUGUAGCAAAGACCAAAUGGGAGAUUUUCGAUCCUCCUGAUUUGAACCCUCCUCCGCCGGCUGCAUCAUCUUGGGAAUUAUUCGAUUGAUCAUAUAUGAUAUAAAUCUCUACCUCCCUGGUCAUUUGUAAUCUAAUCAUGGGCCUGGAUCAGCCUGAAUUGCAUUUGGAUUGAGUUAUAUGUAUUAAUCCAUGCAUAUGAAUUCAGCAAUUAACUUCAAAUGUGUAUGAAUUGAUAGUUUCAUUAGUCACGAGCCAAUUCACUUGCCUUUGAAGUUCAAUCCAAUGGACUGGUAGGUUAAUGUGUAAUGGAUUUUUGUGGAAGAACAAUUUAGUAAUAUAUUCCACAUUUUCAGUAUGUUGAUUUAGGACCUAAAGUUUUUUUUAGUAUGAUGAUUAAAUAUAUGAACUAUUAAC